UUAAGACAUAAGGGCCGCUUGCCAAUUCAAUUUACACAUUUGUUCCAUAUCUGUCCCUGACCGUUCCUGACAUUGAUCCAUGAAUCUUGCCAAUCCUUCCAAUGUCGUGCCACCAAGUCCGAAUUUUUAGAAGUCGACAAUCCUGAAUCAUCAAUCGCCUGGCCAAUCCGACCACCGUCUACUCGAUAAUAAACCCGUUGACUGUUGACCGUUGACCAUCGACCGUUACUGUUCCGCCGUUGCUUAACCUUGCAACCCCUUUGUCCGCCUUAUAACCCAUCACCCACUACCCGCUGCCCGUUGCCCUGGUCACGUUCGACCAUGUUUAUAGACUGAUUAGGUCUAUCAUGAGAGCCGCAUCCCUGAGCGUGCUUCUUUUAGAUAUUGGACCUGGCUUUAUACACUUGACUUCGACAUCUUCGUAUAUAAACUAGUUUCGCGUGCUACUGCUUUCUUUUCACUAGCGGAUGCGAUAGGAAUAGAGGGCGUUUUGUAAGAGUAGGGAAUACUUCGUUGCGACUACAACAUGGCUUCUUCCGCUGCUGCCGGCUUCCUCGGCCGGUCGAGUAGUAGUAGUUCAAACAUGCGAGGCCUCGUCCAAUUCAUUGCCGACCUACGAAAUGCGAGAGCUAGAGACCUGGAAGAAAAAAGGAUCAACAAAGAGCUCGCAAACAUCCGACAGAAGUUCAAGGACGGUAACCUGAGUGGCUACCAUAAGAAGAAAUAUGUUUGUAAAUUGUUGUAUAUUUACAUACUAGGUUGGAAUGUCGACUUUGGGCACCUCGAGGCUGUCAACCUUAUUUCGGCGAACAAGUACUCCGAGAAACAGAUUGGAUAUCUUGCCAUGACUCUCUUUCUGCACGAGAAACAUGAGCUGUUGCACUUGGUCGUCAACAGCAUACGGAAGGACCUCCUCGAUCAUAACGAACUCUUCAACUGUUUGGCUCUACAUGCAAUCGCAAACGUAGGAGGUCGGGAGAUGGGAGAAGCUCUGAGUUCGGAGGUCCAUAGACUUCUAAUUUCACCGACUUCGAAGGCGUUUGUAAAAAAGAAGGCUGCCCUCACUCUCCUCCGUCUGUAUCGCAAGCACCCGGACAUCAUUCAACCACAAUGGGCAGAACGAAUAAUAUCUCUAAUGGACGACCUCGACCUCGGAGUGGCUCUCUCGGUUACGUCCUUGGUGAUGACCGUUGCGCAAGAUAAUCUGGACCAAUAUAAGGGUGCCUACGUCAAGGCUGCUUCGCGACUGAAGCGGAUAUUGAUCGACAACGACUUUACUCAUGACUACUUGUAUUACAAAGUUCCUUGUCCUUGGAUUCAGGUCAAACUGUUACGGUUGCUUCAAUAUUUCCCGCCUUCAGAGGAUAGUCAUGUUCGCGAGAUGAUCCGGGAAUCGUUGCAGAAGAUCCUAAAUCUGGCUAUGGAGACGAAUAAGAACGUCCAACAGAACAAUGCUCAAAACGCUGUUUUGUUUGAGGCUAUUAACCUCAUCAUCCAUCUAGACACAGAACACGCGUUGAUGAAGCAAAUAUCUACCCGCCUAGGCCGCUUCAUAACGUCUAGGGAGACGAAUGUCCGAUACCUGGGUCUGGAAGCCAUGACUCACCUGGCAGCUCGAGCCGAGAACCUCGAUCCUAUCAAGCAACAUCAAGAAGUAAUCCUCGGAUCCCUCAAAGACCGAGACAUCAGUGUGCGCAGGAAGGGUCUCGAUUUGCUAUAUAGUAUGUGCGAUUCGACCAAUUCUGCGCCGAUUGUCUCAGAGCUAUUGCACUAUCUACAAAAUGCCGACUUUGCUAUUCGAGAAGAGAUGGCUUUGAAGAUUGCGAUUUUGACGGAGAAGUACGCUACCGAUAUUCAGUGGUACAUUAAUGUUUCUCUUCGACUGGUAGCCGUUGCGGGAGACCAUCUUAGUGACGAGGUUUGGCAACGAGUUAUCCAGAUUGUGACGAAUAAUGAGGAGCUGCAAGUCUAUGCGGCGCAUAAUACCCUUCAACACGUCAAGCAAGACCAUUGCCAUGAGACACUAGUAAAAAUUGGUGCCUAUAUUCUUGGAGAAUUUGGACAUUUGAUCGCGGAGGAGCAGGGCUGCAGUCCCAUUGAGCAAUUCAUGGCGUUAUCUAGAAAGCUGCCUGCUUGUUCUUCGAGUACACGCGCUAUGAUUCUGUCGUCGUUCGUCAAAUUCGUUAACCUGUUCCCUGAGAUUAAGCCUCAGCUUCUUCACGUUUUUGAGAUAUAUAGUCAUACAUUGGACCCUGAGCUGCAACAACGGGCGUAUGAGUACUUGACGCUCGCUAGUCUCCCAACGGACGACUUGCUUCGUACGGUUUGCGACGAGAUGCCGCCCUUCCCGGAACGGCAGUCUGCGCUCCUUUCGAGACUCCACCAAAAGCACGCCGGUACUAGUGACAAGCGGACUUGGGUGGUUGGUGGCAAGGAUGCAAACAACGACGUCUCAGAGCUGAAUAUGGCUAAGAACCCCGGCUUGAGAAGGACGUUCAGCUCUAAUGGCCCGGUCGACGGUAACGGUUCGGCAAAUGGUGCUAACGGCCAUUCUAAUGAUCUUGCCGGUCUCGACAUGAAUGCAGGGCCUGUCCCUGAGAAGUUGCUCAAAGCACCAAACUUGGCUAGCGCUGCGCAUCUAUCGCCUGGUUGGGAGUCAGGUUACAACAAACUGUUACUUAAAGCUGAUGGUGUGCUCUUCGAAGACGGGCAGAUCCAAGUUGGUAUUCGUUCCGAAUACAGAGGACAGAUGGCUUGUCUCAUUUUGUAUUUCACGAACAAAACACCAGCUACCGUAAGCUCCUUUACAACGACGCUUGACUUGGAUCAGAGCGAAAAGGAAAAUUUGACGUGGGACGUCAAAACCAUGCCCGACAGCUCUAUUACGAAUGGUGGCCAAUCACGGCUAAUCAUCAUGUUCGAGGCAAAGAAGGUCUUCACCAAGAGCCCUACCAUUAGAAUAAGUUACCUCGCGGGUGCCUUACAAGCGCUCACUCUCAUGCUUCCCCUUACCGCCCACAAAUUCAUGGACCCUGCAGAUCUUACAGCAGAUGAUUUCUUCAAGAGAUGGAAGCAAAUCGGUGGCGCGCCGCGUGAAGCUCAACAGAUCAUCGGCCUCGCCCCAGGGAAAGCCGGGUCCCGAGAGAUCACCGAGUCUUUUGUUCGCAAGACUAUCGAAGGAUUCCGUUGGGGAAUAUUAAGGGGCGUUGAUCCGAAUAGCAAGAAUUUUGUCGGAGCAAGCGUACUCCAUACCUCUGAAGGAGGCAAGUUUGGCUGCUUAAUGAGACUAGAGCCAAACUAUACUUCUCAGAUGGUUCGACUAACAAUUCGGGCUACGGAUGAGAGCGUGCCUCCGGUGCUCUUGAAGUUGAUGGAGGAACAAAUGUCAAAAGGGGCCUCAACAGUACCGGAAUUGCGGGAGGGACCUACACGGCGGGAGAUAUCAGAUACCUUCAGUAAUAUAAUGGUGCAGUAAAGGACCGGUAGAAUAAGAGGAAGACAGAAAAGGAGGCGAUGGUGCCUUGGAAGGGGUUUCAAGAAGAGUUAUGAUUCCAAAUUCCAGAUUCCACUUUGGAAAAUUCCAGUUAAGCAAGCUAUGCGGUAUUUGUGCAUUUCCAACCCGAGCGAGAGAGGAGUUGAUUAGGUAGCAUGUGGUCAGAAUAUCUCAUGUGUAGAAAAUGGGCGUUUACCCCUUUUUGGUCAUUGAGUAUUCGAAUAUCCUUAUAUAUCCUUAGGGUAAUUGGAAGCUAUAUCACCUCAAGGUUUUCACAAGGUACCAGAAUACAUACUGUGUGCAUUAUAAUGC
Annulohypoxylon truncatum is the source of this 3805-nucleotide messenger RNA. RefSeq names its product Adaptor protein complex AP-2 alpha subunit. The transcript has 7 exons. Lineage: Eukaryota; Fungi; Ascomycota; Sordariomycetes; Xylariales; Hypoxylaceae. Bases 527 to 3475 code for a protein of 982 amino acids. Gene Ontology annotation, biological process: clathrin-dependent endocytosis; intracellular protein transport. Gene Ontology annotation, cellular component: AP-2 adaptor complex; membrane coat. Gene Ontology annotation, molecular function: clathrin-cargo adaptor activity. The record is from RefSeq and is a predicted model, not a curated record.